AUGCCAAAGGUGCUUGUCAUCGGGGCAACUGGCUAUCUCGGCCGGCAGAUUGCCCAUCAGCUUGUCCAGGUCGGUCACCAUACCGUCUACGGAAUGGCCCGCACUGCAGCCAAAGCAACGCAGCUCGCCAAACAAGAGAUCAUCCCCGUUCUCUGCUCGGACCCAGAGAACCAGCCAGAGCCCUAUCUGUCGAUCAUCCGCGCCAAGCAUAUCGAUGUGGUUCUGGAUGUCGCUGGUGCCGAUGGGGGCUCAUACAAAUUCCUCCGCGACGUGGCUGCUAUCGGGGACGAGCGGAUUGCGGCAGCUCAGAGCCGCGGGGUUCAGGGUUCCAAGCUCGGAUUUAUCUACUGCUCUGGAACUUGGGUGCAUGGUUCAUCUUCCGAGCCUGUCAAUGAUCUCGAUAUCGUGGGGGAGGGAGCAAAUACGCCUCCAGAAGAGCUGGUCGCCUGGCGAGUCGACAUGGAAACAGCGGUCCUCCAGGCCACUGGCUCUCUGGAUGUCAUGAUUCUGCGACCUGCACUACUCUAUGGACGAGAGGGCACCAUUUGGUCCGCAUAUAUUACGCCCCUAUUCGAGGCCGCGAACGAGGCAUUGCAGGCAGUCGAAAUCCCACUAGACGCUCACUCACGACCUGGCCUCAUUCACGUCGACGACACGGCAAGUGCCUUUGUCAAGGCCAUCGAGAAAGUGCAUCUGCUUCCGGGCACGGGGGUCUACCCAGUCUUCGAUCUGGUGACGAGCCAGGAGAGUAUGCGGGAUAUUUUUGAUGCACUAGCUACCACCUGGGGAUUCAAGGGCACGGUCGAGUUAAAGGGACAUGGCGGUGAUCUUUUUUCCAAAGCAAUGAGCACCAGCUUCCGAGGGUCCUCUGCGCGGGCAAAGCAUGUGUUAGACUGGCAGCCCACGCGACUGAACGGGUUCGUGCAAGACAUGGAUAUCUAUGCGGCUGCAUUUCAGGCGGAGCACCUUGAACGAUGA
Molecule: messenger RNA, 978 nt
Organism: Penicillium canariense
Lineage: Eukaryota; Fungi; Ascomycota; Eurotiomycetes; Eurotiales; Aspergillaceae
Product: NAD-dependent epimerase/dehydratase family protein
Exons: 1
Coding region: 1-978 (325 amino acids)
Source: RefSeq, a predicted model, not a curated record